UUUUCCUCCCUCCUCCCCUCCUCAUUUCAAUCACGACUGAGAAGAGAGCGAAAGCAAAUCUCUCUGUGAGGAGGGGUGGAUCUGGUGAAGGACGGGGCGGAGACAGCGGCGACAGGGACAGGGAGCAGCUCACAGCUCAGCUCAGCUCAGCUCAGACCGGGCCCGCCAGCAGCAGCAGCAGCUGCCCUCCCCGACACGUUCUCAAAACCAGGAACUGAAGCUGAGAUCUUCCUUCUCUUCCCCACCCCAAGGCUUUCAGUAUGCCAAUUGAUUGGAUAAGCUGCUCUUAUGCUGCCGUGGUGACGGUGAGUGGUAUCCUUGGAUACACUCGAAGAGGCAGUGUGAUGUCUUUGAUCACUGGAGUGAUUUUCGGAUCCUUGGCAGGGUACGGUGCCUAUCAAACCUCCAACGACCAGCAUAAUGUGAAGAUCUCUCUCAUCACCGCUGGGAUUUUGACAGUGGCGAUGGGAAUGCGAUACCGGAAGUCUAGACGGUUAAUACCUGCCGGUCUUGUUGCUGGGAUCAGCCUUUUUAUGGUUUUGCGACUUGUAAUCAUGAUGUUUUAAAUCUACAAGCAACUCGCUACAAUAUUGUUCAGAGUUCUGCUUCAACUAAUUAAUCUUUGACCAUCUUUUAAAUGGUAAUUAUUCUGCACAAAAAUUCUUGAAUGUACAAACUUGAUAGAAAGUAAAUCAUCAUUGUGAUAUCUGUUAUAAUAA
This is a messenger RNA of Leucoraja erinaceus (little skate), 719 nucleotides long. RefSeq names its product transmembrane protein 14A (gene tmem14a). The transcript has 5 exons. Gene Ontology annotation, biological process: regulation of heme biosynthetic process. The record is from RefSeq and is a predicted model, not a curated record. Lineage: Eukaryota; Metazoa; Chordata; Chondrichthyes; Rajiformes; Rajidae. Gene Ontology annotation, cellular component: mitochondrial membrane. Bases 261 to 566 code for a protein of 101 amino acids.